Molecule: messenger RNA, 2438 nt
Organism: Prunus mume (Japanese apricot)
Lineage: Eukaryota; Viridiplantae; Streptophyta; Magnoliopsida; Rosales; Rosaceae
Source: RefSeq, a predicted model, not a curated record
UAGAGAUGAUCGGACAAAGAAGCAGCAGCCUCACAAAACCCCUCAUAAACCUCUUCCGCUUCAUAACAACCGAGUCAACUCAGACGCAACUCGCCACCCCAUCCCCAUCCUCAUCCCCAGUGAACCCAGCCCACCUCCUCCGAGUCUGCACCAUCCUCUACCAGCAGCAGAACUCACCCGCGUCACCCCCCCACCUCAACUCGUCCAACUUCCAACUCACCCAUGAGUUCUUCCUCCAGGUCUGCAACAGUUUCCCUCUUUCAUGGCGGCCCGUCUAUCUCUUCUUCCUCUACACCCAAACCCACCCCAAUUUCACUCACACCACCGUCUCGUUCAACAAAAUGGUUGACGUCAUCGGCAAGGCCAGGAACAUCCAGCUACUCUGGGACAUGCUCCAUGAAAUGGGACGACGCCGUUUGGUGAAUGAUAAGACUUUUCUUAUUGCUUUAAAGACCUUGGCCAAGGCCAGGGAGUUGAACAAGUGUGUUGAAUUUUUUCAUGUCAUGAAUGGGUAUGGGUUUGAUUAUAGUUUGGAGACUUUGAAUAAGGUGGUUGAGAGUCUUUGUGGGUCUAAGCUUGUUGCUGAGGCCAAGUUCAUAGUUUUUAAGUUGAAGGAGUCGAUUGGGCCUAAUGGGGUUACGUACAGGUGUUUGAUUGAAGGGUUUUGUGAUGUGGGUGAUUUGAUUGAGGCUUCAAAGAUUUGGAAUUUGAUGGUGGAUCAAGGGUUUGACCCGGAUAUUGGUGCCAUUGAGAAAAUGAUGGAGCCCCUUUUCAAGACGAAUCGAUACGGUGAGGCAUUGAAGGUUUUUCAGAUGAUGAGGGUGAAUAGGAUGGAUGAUUUGGGUCUUUCAACUUAUAGGCUUGUGAUUGAGUGGAUGUGUAAAAGGGGGAAGAUUGAGGAAGCUCAUGUGGUGUUCGAGGAAAUGCAAAAGAGAAGGAUCGAAGCAGAUAAUUCCAGAUUGGCUUCACUGGCUUACGGCCUUUUAGCAAGAGGUAGAGUUAGAGUGGCAUAUAAGAUUGUGGAAGGGAUUGAAAAACCGGAUAUUAACGUGUUCCAUGGGAUGAUCAAGGGCCUUUUAAGGUUAAGAAAAUUGCGUGAAGCAACAGAAGUGUUUAGGGAGAUGAUUAAAAAGGGGUGUGAGCCUAACAUGCACACUUAUAUCAUGUUAUUGCAAGGACAUUUGGGAAAGAGAGGAAGGAAGGGAUCGGAUCCUCUUGUGAAUUUUGAUACCAUUUUUGUUGGUGGUCUGGUUAAGGCAGGGAAGUCACUAGAAGCCACCAAGUAUGUAGAGAGAGUGAUCAAAAGAGGACUUGAGGUGCCUAGAUUUGAUUAUAAUAAGUUUUUGCAUUACUACUCAAAUGAGGAAGGGGUGGAGAUGUUUGAGGAGGUGGGGAAAAAACUGAGGGAGGUCGGGUUGGUUGAUUUGGCGGAUAUUUUUCAAAGAUACGGGGAGAAAAUGGCCACGAGAGAUAGAAGAAGAAAUAGAGCAGUAGAGCCAUGAAGAGAGCUUGAAUGUGCUAUUUAAUUUACUGAUAUAUGAGAUCAGGUUGUAGUGAGUUUGAAUUGAUGAUUUUGAAGACAUACUUUAUAUUGACCUUGUCCCUCUUUAAAUUUACCUGGGUGGAAUGAAGAGAGAGAGAGAGCUGACAUGAUCUAACUUCAAGUUCAUUGAGAACUGCCUAGAAUCAGUUGAGAGCCUUCGGAAACUGUAGCAGAAGUACAAGGUUGAUAUUGCAGUAUAUGGUUAUGUGCACAGUUAUGAAGGGACGUGUCCCAUUUACCAGAAUAUUUGCACCAACAAGGAGAAGCACCUUUAUCGUUUGGCAUGGCUUUCAGUUCAUCAUCGUGUUCUGUUUCAUUGGAUGUAGAGAAUGGGUUUCAUUCACUGGAGAAUGGGUGACGUUGGGAUUUUGUUCUGCAAAACCCAUCAGUUGAUGAUUGUAUUGGGGUCUUUUCUCCUGCUAAUUUCAGUGCUUCCACCUGCUGCCCUGAGGAAAAUCCAAGAGUUUCUAUCCCCCAUUUUUGUGUUCUUCACCUAUCAAGGUUGUACAUUGUUUCUUGCCAGAGUGAAAAAAGGAGCUACAGAACAGAAGUGAGUGACAUGAAAGUGUUGCCUUUUCCAUUUUCAGUAUGCAAAUUACUCGGCUCCUGAGUACAAAGUACAAAGACACCGGGAAAGGUUUCUUAAGGCUUCAGCUGAUCAACCAGAGAUGGGACUUGGCGCUAUUCUCUGGUGGUUUAUUGAAUGUACGCUGAAAACUGUCUUGAUUAUAUAUUCUGCAAGGUCAUGUGGUAACUAGUUUGUCUUGCGGACCAAGUAGUAAAGAAUUCGUUGUUAUGCUUGGAUUUGUUGUUUUGUUUUUCUUUUUUGAAGGAGAAGAUUGGAUUAUCGAGUGUUUAGGUACUGGCACAUACAAAUUGUGACUCCUUCUGAUAG